CGAACCUUUCUUUCUUCUUUUCUUUCUGCUUUUUUUUUGGUUCGCAUGUGAUAGGUUUUCGAGAAGAAGGGUAUAAAGUGUUCUGCAAGUUUAUCAAACGUCCUUUUCUACCUUAUCGUUUACUACUCUUCAGUCCAAGCUACACUACUUGGUACCCAAACCCCGACCGACUUAACCACUACCGGGUCCACAAUGCCAACUACACCCCCACCCCUCAACCUCCAACCCCGCUGGACAACUGUCCUCUCCCCCCAAACAACCACAAUAACCUACCUCCUCCUCGACACCUCCCUCCCCAUCCCCCCUACCUCCCCUCCUCCUCCACCAUCAGAGUCAAACCCGUACUCCCCGCCAACAACUUACGCCUACACAACCCCCUCCUCGACUUCCUCCGGCAACAGCGUAGGCAUCGUUCUCGGAAUAUCCCUCGGCGCACUAAUACUCGGUGGUAGCGUCGGCGCGUGGGUGUGGUGGGCGGGGAGGAGGAGUAGGGGGUAUGGAGUUUUGGAGCUGGAGAGGGAGAGGGAGGAGGAGUUUUUUUGAUAAAGGGAACUGGGAUUUGGAUUCGGAUUUGGAGUUUUGGGUGGGGGCUUAUACUGUUCAUGCAUACAUACAUACAUGGUUCAUCACUCGCGGGGUUUUGUCUUUUGCUUUUUUUCUUCUUUCUUUUGGGUAUCAUUCACGGCUGUUAGAUAUGGAUUGGGAGGGAAUGAAAGAGGAUAUGAGCAUUAAAACUAUACUACCGUACCAUAUCACACCGUAAUAAAUGCUUCGGAAUGGAAUGGAACAAACAAGC
Messenger RNA from Choiromyces venosus 120613-1, 796 nucleotides. NCBI's taxonomy places the organism in Eukaryota, Fungi, Ascomycota, Pezizomycetes, Pezizales, Tuberaceae. The record is from the annotation of a GenBank genome assembly.